AUGAGCUCGUUGAAAGAGAGAAAGCAAGAUUUUGUCGCAGGUCUUAGUGGUGGUGAAAUACCAGAAAUUAAUGCUGUCACAUCAAUUGCCCUUGUGGCUUACUUUUCCUGGAGUUUAAUCAACAAGUACACUGAUCUUUUCAAAGGCUCCAAAAAAUGGGAACCAACUAGUCUGAUAAUUGACUUCUUGCUGAACUGGGGUGGCUUAUUAUUAUCUAUUACAGUAUAUUCAGGCUCUCCACUUUUCUUAGCUGCUGCAAUUUUAUUGCCAUCGGCCUCAUUGAGCGUGCUAUUUGGAACACCAAUCAAAGUGAAAGCCGAUCAAAAACCUGCCUCAAAAACAUUAACAGACAAGACCUAUCUAACUAAAAAACCGUUCAUCACGGCAUAUAGAGGUGGGAUGCUCAUUAUCACAACACUGGCUAUCUUAGCUGUUGACUUUCAGGUGUUUCCUAGAAGGUUUGCCAAAGUUGAAACUUGGGGGACCUCUUUAAUGGAUUUAGGUGUUGGAUCUUUUGUCUUUUCUAUGGGUAUUGUUUCAACAAGAAGUAUCAUAUUAGCAAAAUUCAACAAUGUUAAGGUCACAUAUAUCUCUAGGUUAUGGAAGUCAAUUUCAAGCAGCUUUACCGUUCUUGGGCUUGGUUUUUUAAGACUAUUUUUUGUUAAAAAUCUAGAUUAUCAAGAACAUGUCUCUGAGUAUGGUGUUCAUUGGAAUUUUUUUAUCACAUUGGUACUUGUGGGACCUCUAACUAUUUUUAUGAGUCCUUUGUUUUCUGUUAUACCACGUUGUAUAGCUGGUCUUCUGGUUUCUUUGGUCUAUGAAUGGUUCAUUGUCAAUAGAGAAGGGUUUUUGAAUUACUUAUUGCUAGCACCAAGAACAGAUUUGGUAAGUUCAAAUAGGGAAGGAAUCUUCUCUUUGUUUGGAUAUCUAUCAAUCUUUUUAGCGGGUCAAUCUACAGGAUUCUAUGUGCUACCUUCAGUCAAGUCUAAAUAUAACUUGUUCAAGCCAAGUGACAAAAACACCAUCAUCAGUACACAAACCUCCAAACUGACGUUUUUCCAAAGACUUACAACAGUGUCACCAAUAACGGGUCUCCUUAUCUGGUUUGUGGUUUAUCUUUCAGCAUUCAACUUUGUCUCAGCAAAUCAUGAGUAUAGUGUCUCAAGAAGACUAGCAAAUCUGCCAUAUGUUCUUUGGGUUUGUGCUUAUAACACGGGUUUCCUUACCUUUUAUGCCUUGACAGAUAAACUUUUAGACUCUGCUACAUCAUCAUACGAAGAAAAGGUUCCUCCUUCUUUAGAAUCCAUCAACUCUAACGGUAUGAUUCUGUUUUUGUUAUCAAAUGUAUCUACAGGUUUAGUCAAUAUGACAAUCAACACACUGGAUGCCUCCACUGGAAAGUCAAUGGUGGUUCUUUUUGCAUACUCCUCAUUAAUUGCCCUUGUUGGAGCAUUCCUCUACUAUAAUAAAAUCUUUAUUAAAUUAUAG
Hansenula anomala is the source of this 1488-nucleotide messenger RNA. RefSeq names its product glucosaminyl-phosphotidylinositol O-acyltransferase (gene GWT1). Gene Ontology annotation, cellular component: membrane; endoplasmic reticulum. The transcript has a single exon. Bases 1 to 1488 code for a protein of 495 amino acids. Gene Ontology annotation, biological process: protein localization to plasma membrane; GPI anchor biosynthetic process. Lineage: Eukaryota; Fungi; Ascomycota; Saccharomycetes; Phaffomycetales; Wickerhamomycetaceae. The record is from RefSeq and is a predicted model, not a curated record. Gene Ontology annotation, molecular function: glucosaminyl-phosphatidylinositol O-acyltransferase activity.